UACGCAAACGAUUUUACAACCCAUGGCCAUUGCCCGGUUAGAUUUUUUUUUCCUAAUACGAUUGGUUUCGGUUACAGGCGUGAGCUACGUAAAACGCGGUAUAACACACGUUUGCUCACCGCCUAUUAGCGAGUUACAGUUAAUUAAGAGUACGGUACCUACACGUGCGUAGGAGACCGCGACGUUGCGACAUACCUACACGUGGCACGCGCACCGGAAACCAAGUCCGUAAGGGAUUAUCCCGCUACUCGAGCGGCCCACCGGAUGUAGUACCUAUUGGUGGGCCGUAUAAGUGACGGCCGUAUAAGUGACGGCUACCCGGAGCACAGGGAAGGAAUAUCGGUCGUGCGUGUGUGUCGCUGUUUAGCGGUUACGUAUUUCUCGCGCUGCGCCCCGGGUUCGUGUAUGCGGCUGUGCGUUGCGCCGUCAGGUCAAGAAAACAACAACACGACGCUUGCACCACUAUUCGGUGCCCAUUUAUUUCGUCACACACACACACACCACUAAUCGCCGACAUUUGCCGCAUACGCGCGCAAACGCAGAAGGUCACGCGAGCCGGGCGGACAAACAUCCGUCCGCCGCGCUGGCACGCAACCUCGCGUCACGAUACAACCACCCUCGAAAAUCGAUAACCCUCCCACGCCUUUUUCCCCGUCGAACACCGUGCGGCUUUUGGACCCCCAGGAACGGCGGCGGGACGCCUAUCACAAUAAACGCGGUCGCAAUCCCCGGGAAACCGACGCGCGGCCGCAUUAGUAUCAACACUAUAGCGCGUAGUACAGCACUUGGGCGCCCGACUGACGUCGUUGUUUUUUUAUUUCGCUCCUCCGUACGCGCUCUCGCGAUUAGUGACACCAUCUUAGCAGUUUUUAUGCCACGCAGUGAUCGCAACAACGUAACGUAGGAUAUCACGUCGGUUCCUUACGCGGAGAAUCAUACACAUGCGUUGUAAACAAAAGAGAAAACAACGUAUAUAAAAAAAAAAAAAAAAAAGCGUUCAGUGAUAACUGAUAAGGGUUGUGGUUCGUCGGGCAGUACGUGACGGCGCCCGCGUAGACAGUUUGAAACGCGUGAACGGCGAAGCGACGUAACCCCGAGCGCAAUGAAACGGCGCGGCCGCUAUUGAGUUUGGAAACGGUGUUCGGUCGAACGGAUCAGCUCACGUAACGCAACUGCAACCCGCACCAUGUCGGAUCAUUCGUCACUGGUGGCCACGUUCAGAGAAAAACUGCGACCCAGAUACUACGGCAAGUCCAGUGGGGCGAACAGUCGUUACAUCAAAGAAAACGUGUACUUCAACGGCAUAGCCCUGAAAGAGUCGCUGCUGCACGACAACGAGUACCAAGAAACGCAGACUCCGAAGCGCAUGCUGCUCGGCCACGGCAACAGGAAAACGGCCGCCGUCUUGUAUCCGAACAACAACAACAAAUGCUUCGAACUGGAAAAGGGCUGUUUCAUUUACCAGAAUCCUACUAGCCACUACGGCGACAACGAUUUUGUCCACAAGUUUACGGACAUGUCGUUGAUCGACGAGCUCGGAGUGGUCAACAGUAAUUACACGCAGUCCUUGGACACCAACACGUACAAACUGAAAAAAACCGAUCGCGAAGAAAUUCGUAAACGUUUGGUCGAAGGUUACCAUAACACUAGGAAAUCGACCAAAAAAUCAAGUUUAGAAUCUAGAUUACAAAAUGGUUCAAAUCUUCAACUAUGUUUUAUGAAUGAACAGUCUUCAGACACUGAAUUGCCAAUAAAUGAUUGUGACAUUUCAGCUGAAGAUGAGAAACUUAAAUCUUCUGCUGAACUAAAACAAGGCUUAAGUUUAGCCAAAAAUCGAGCUAGAGCACACAUGAUUUCAGAUCAGCGAAAUUGUGUAAUUUCAGCUGUAAUUAAAGAGAGUCUUUCAAAAGUUGGAGUCAAAUUAGAUAAUGAUAGAAGACGUGUUAGUAGACAUUUUCUAAUGCGUUUGAAUUUGGCACAGUUACAAGUUAUUGUAAAUGAUCUACAUUCUUACAUCGAAUAUUUAAAUGAAAGUCUAGUAAAUUUAUUACUAGAAAGAGACGAACUACAUAUGGCAAAAGAUUCCAUGUUAGUUGACAUUGAAGAUUUGAAACACGUUACACGCAUGUCCUAUUAAUGUAAACCAUUAGGUACUUUUUUGAACAUAUUUUUAUUUUAAAUAUUAAUAUUAAAAGUGCGUAUUAUCUUAAAAACAUUAGAUAUUUGUAGUACUGUAGUGUCGGAAAUCAUAAAUUACAUCAAUGUCGCGUCCAAAAAUAUAUUUAAAAUUAAGUUAUUAGAUAAUUAAAAUUUAUGGUUAGUGCUUAGAUUAUAUCCAUACCUACUUAAAUUGUUUUUAUAACGUUUUAUUUUCAUAUUUUCUACUAAUACUAUUAUUAUUAUACCAUUAUAUUAAGUGUAAUUGAUUUAGUACUUAAUUAAAGUAUUUUCAUAAAAACGAAAAUACUUGCUAAAAUGUAAUCAUUAUCUUGAUGUGUUUUGAACCCUCACACUCAACAUAUGGAACUUGAGUUCUUUUAAU
Sipha flava (yellow sugarcane aphid) is the source of this 2542-nucleotide messenger RNA. RefSeq names its product schwannomin-interacting protein 1 (gene Schip1). Bases 1187 to 2137 code for a protein of 316 amino acids. Gene Ontology annotation, cellular component: plasma membrane; cell junction. The record is from RefSeq and is a predicted model, not a curated record. The transcript has 6 exons. Gene Ontology annotation, biological process: positive regulation of hippo signaling. NCBI's taxonomy places the organism in Eukaryota, Metazoa, Arthropoda, Insecta, Hemiptera, Aphididae.